ACCAAACAAACAUUGCCAACAUCGUUCCUUCAAGGCUUCAAUUCACUAUACCAUCAAGUUAUCUUCAGUCUCUUUCUAGCUUUCUUAACUCUUCUUUCUGGGAAAGUUUAUAUUCCUCUUUCAGAGCAAAAAUGGGGUUGUCUAGAAAAGUUAGAUGCGACACUCACGAACAAAAAUCCUCUUACUUCCUCGGAUGGAAGGAGUACGAGAAGAACCCAUAUGAUGAUGUUAAGAAUCCUGAGGGAAUCAUCCAAAUGGGACUUGCAGAGAAUCAAUUGUCCUUCGACAUUUUGGAGUCAUGGCUGGCUGAAAAUCCAGACGCGGCCGGAUUCAAGAGGGAUGAACAAUCCAUAUUCAGAGAGUUGGCUCUGUUCCAAGAUUACCAUGGGCUCCCUGCAUUCAAGAAGGCAUUGGUAGAUUUCAUGGCAGAAAUUAGAGGAAAUAAAGUAACAUUUGAUCCAAACCGCAUAGUACUCACCGCUGGUGCAACCUCUGCAAAUGAGACUCUCAUAUUCUGCCUGGCAGACGCCGGUGACGCUUUUCUCCUUCCGACUCCAUACUAUCCAGGAUUUGAUAGGGAUCUGAAGUGGAGAACUGGGGCGGAGAUUGUACCAAUUGAAUGCACAAGCUCCAAUGACUUCCAAAUCACUGAAUCGGCUCUUGAAGAAGCUUAUCAACGUGCUCACAAGCGCAACCUAAGAGUUAAGGGAGUCUUAGUCACCAACCCCUCUAACCCAUUGGGCACUUCAAUGAGCCGCGCUGAAUUAAACCUUCUGGUUGACUUUAUUUCCAAGAAGGAAAUUCAUUUAAUCAGCGACGAAAUCUAUUCUUGCACGGUUUUUUCCUCUCCAGGAUUUGUAAGUAUCAUGGAGAUUGUGAAAGAUAGGAAGUUGGAGAACUCUUAUGCUUUUAACAGAGUUCACCUUGUGUAUAGCCCCAACUUUCAGAUUGGUUAAUUAAUCCUGCAGCAUGUUUGUCUAGCAAUAGAGGAGGGAUUAAUUGAAAUAUGAUCUAUAAGAGGGAACUAACAUUGGAUACCUGUUGCUUUGUAUAACUUUAUGGGUUGAGUACCCUUGUACUCAGUUUGAUAAUAUUCA
Rubroshorea leprosula is the source of this 1097-nucleotide messenger RNA. Lineage: Eukaryota; Viridiplantae; Streptophyta; Magnoliopsida; Malvales; Dipterocarpaceae. The record is from the annotation of a GenBank genome assembly.